Molecule: messenger RNA, 1264 nt
Organism: Lolium perenne
Lineage: Eukaryota; Viridiplantae; Streptophyta; Magnoliopsida; Poales; Poaceae
Product: protein LATERAL BRANCHING OXIDOREDUCTASE 1
Source: RefSeq, a predicted model, not a curated record
UGGUAGGUCACCACAGAGUGAUACACGCUGCAUCUUUCUUGGUUAGUUCAGACUUAGGAGUUUAAUGAACGGUGUAGAUUAGGUCCCAGGUGGAGAUACUUCAUUUUUAUUUAUUUUGAGGUACUCAAGUGGUGAGGGAAGAAAUAAAUUGAAGUAGUACCUGAUGAACAGCAGCAGCUAAGGAAGAAUUGGUUCCUAAGGACAUCCUUGAACAUGUCGGCCCGCGAUUGGAAGGAGCUGCCGAACCGGUACAUGCUGCGGGAGCAAGAUCGCCAUGGUGGCAUUCCAGCCGUGGAGGAGAUGCCGGAGCCCCUCCCAUUGGUUGAUAUCAGUCGGCUGCCUGCCGCCGAUGAGGCUGCCAAGCUCCGGGUGGCACUUGAGAACUGGGGACUCUUCCUGGCAACAAAACACGGAAUUGAAACAUCGCUCCUGGACGCUCUCUUGGACGGCGGAAGGGACUUCUUUCAUCAGCUGCCGCAGAUGAAGCAAGAAUUUAUCAUGCAGACAGGCGGCAGCCAAGAUCAUCCCAUAGACUGGUCUGAGCGGGUGCGGUUAACGAUCGAGCCAGAGGAUGAGAGGGACAUGUCCCGUUGGCCCGAUUACCCACAUUAUUUCAGGGAUGUGAUGCAGGAGUACGUAUGUAAAUCAAAGAAGAUUAGAGACCAAGUCGUGCGAGCAAUCGCCAGGCUCCUGGAGCUAGAGGAGGACCAUUUCGUCAGCAUGUUCACGGACAGGGCCAUCACCUUCGCAGUGGUCAACUACUACCCGCCAUGCCCGGCGCCUGACGGUGUGUUCGGCUUCAGGCCUCAUUCCGAUGGCCGUGUGAUCACGAUUCUCCUCGCGGACAAGGCCAUCGGUGGCCUGCAAGUUUGCAAAGACGGCAGGUGGUACAAUGUUCCGACGAAACCUGGUUGUCUGCUCAUAUUCGUGGGAGACUCCCUGGAGAUAAUGAGCAACGGGGCUUUCAAAGCCGCCUUUCACAGGGUUGUCACGAAUCCUGUGAUAGAAAGGGUCUCUCUAGCUUUGUUCUUCGGCGUGGGGGCAGAUACAGUGCUUGAGCCAGCUCCUACCUUGCUAGACGACGCUCGGCCAGCAAAAUACAGGAAGAUGCGGGCCAAAGAGUACGCACAAGGGAUCCUUGAGCAUUUUAGACGAUUUGAGAGAAUGAUAGAAACCAUGAAGAUCUAAGUCUGUGAAGUGUUAUUGUAAAGAAAAGUAUGUGAAGUGUUUUUCAAUUUCAAACCCUGUUUUGCCAUGUACUCGG